AUGCUGUCACGUUCAAUAUGCGUGAAGCGCAUAUGUCGAUCUUGCUGUCCCGGCAUAGCACAGCGACAGAUACAGCGCCACCUGGCUUCAGGUGACCUGUCAAGACGAUGGAACAGCAACGACGCCUUCGAAGCGCUGCUCAGCGCCAGGCGCGAAGAACAGGCGCCCAAAACCACGCAACGCAAAGGGAAGAGGCAAGCUUUUGCAGAUACGGCAUCGGGAUGGGAGCUGGCAGAGGAGGAAGCAACCAGCACCGCUGACCCCCCUGAAGCCCUCUCGCCUGGGUCAACAGAAGCGCCCAAGGAGGUACCCGAGCCCCCGGUGGCCCAAUCCUCAGAAAAGCUCGACGAUAGACCUCCCGAACCAUCGAAGCCGCCGAUCUCGUGGGAUCCCCUCUCCAAGCACCGCUCUCACGUGUCGAAGGGCGCGAAGAACCUGUACCGCACGAAAUACCUACAUCAAGAAUCCAUGGGCCUGAAGGCACUGGGGGAGGAUCUCAGUGCGAUCAUCAUGAACAACCCCGACACACUACGACGGCCUUUCGAACCGAUCGUCAUGCCGAAAGACGCCCCUGAAGAGCCCCUCGACUGGGAUCAGCUUCUCGAAGCUGAGACGCCAGCUGAUGCGGACGCCGAGGACAUUUCGCGAAACAUCGAAGCCAUGCGACCACGGCACUCGCCUGUUCUCUCUUCUAGAGAGUACGACGCUCUGGCGAAAAAGGUCAACGAUGCGUUCUUGUCCGAGCAGCUAGUGCGAUACAUUACUCCACGCAAGGAGUCAAUGACAGAUUUCGGAAGCAUCAACGUUUCGUUUCCUUGGAUGAAGUCUCUCAGCCGUUGGACACCCAUGGGCGACCGAACCACUCACCAGUCACCUAAACGAAGACUUGUCCACGAUAUCAUGACCAAGCUAUGGGGACUUCAGCGCCAGGAAGAGGUGGACAAGUUAGGAUCGUGCCUAGUGGAGCUAAAGCCAGAGGCAUACAGCCUGAUCACGCACCCUACACUGGGAGUCAUCGAUAUUCUGCGGGUGAAUACGCUGGAAGCGGGCGAAGGGCUGACCGCCCAGUCCGGCAGCAUUCGUUUGAUGGCUCGUAAGUCCUCGGUGCGAGCAGUGCUAUCAGUGAUAGAUCAAGCCAUCAGCUCCCGCAAGUCUCGAAAGAUCUCCAUUCAACAUAUCCGGAGGGCUCUCCUCGGAAGCGACGUGCUCAACGAGCUGAGUCGCAUCACAAAAACAAAGAUUGUACACGAUGCUUCUGCCAAGGAAAUCGAAGUUACUUGGCUCGAUAUGGAGGAGAAUGCCUCUGGCGUCGAGGACCGUGCUGAUCUGGUAGCACGUCUUCUUCAAAGCCCCAGCGCCUUUGCUGGCGAGGAACAGGUGGUCUCUCGGCGGUUCAGGGUGCAUGCAGACAAAAUGGCAGAUGUCGGCAAGUUCGUGCCGUACUCUCAAGGCCGUAGUCUCGCGUGGAGGGAUCGCAUGCGUUCAUGGUCUCGUCUUGUCCUGCCCACCGCCGUGGCGGACAAGAAGCGCUUCUUGAAGCUAGACGAGCGAAUUGAGCUACCUGCGCCCAAGGUUAAAGACUUUAAGGACGGCGCCACAAACAAGAUGUCUGCGACUUUUGGCCACAUUAUACAUUCUGAGGAGGGCGAGGCAAGAAAAAAGGAUGACAGAAGGCGGAGGGCGCUGGCGCCCGUCAUGCCACAUCCUGCCGCUUUCAGCAGCGUCGAGGGCUCCGAAGAACCUGCAUCGAGCUCGGCUGUGGUGAUCACCUUGGCUGGUCAGCCAGGCACCCAUGCGCCAGACCUUCGGUUGACCUUGCCCGACGGCAACAUUGAGCAGGCCACCCUGAAGUGUAUCCAGCCGUGGUUCCUGAAAGAUGUCAUGAUUCCAGACGAUGUGGUCGACUUACGAUUGGUGCAGCAGCGCGAAUUCGAAAUCGACAUGUCUGAACAAGCUGCCCUGCAGGAAUUCUUGCAAGCUUCCGAUCCUGAGCAACUCCUAGCUCCCUCCUCGACAUCCAUCAUUCUCCCACAUCGUCUGGCCCCGAAAGCGACCGCCGAGCACGCGACACCAUAUACGCUUUCCUCGAUCGAAUCUGUUCACACAGUAUCUCUCGCAUGGAAGUCACAUACCUUGCAGUACACGUCAUCAACGUCAACAUUCAACGGCGAGAAGCAGGAGCUCAGUAUCAUUGCAGAUGUGGGGGAGGUCGGAACUGAGUUCGAGGAACCGAGCAAGGCGUGGCUGGCGUUGUUGGACCAAGCUGUCAGUGGCAAGUUCUGGGACUGGAACAACGGCAGCGACUAUGUCAAGGAGCUGCCGGAGGAGGGAGGAGAGGAGUGGAACGAAUGGCUCGAGAGUGAAAUGGCUCGGGAUAACGAGACGAGCGAAUACGAAAUCGACGGUGCGGCAGAGACGGACGACGUUCCUUUGGAAACACUGGCGGAUGAAGAGGAUACGGCUGUCAUCGACGAAGCUGUGUCAGAUCAUCACGCACUGGGAGAGACAAGCACGCUCGUGAUGCCCAGCGAUGAUGUGGCGACGUCAGGAAAUGAGGCUUUGGAAAGGGGACAGAAGCUGAGCGAGGAGGUCGAGGAAGCUUUGCAGCUGCAUCAGCUGAUGCGAGGAGGGCAGGAAGAUGCGGCGUCAAAGUAG
Molecule: messenger RNA, 2655 nt
Organism: Emericellopsis atlantica
Lineage: Eukaryota; Fungi; Ascomycota; Sordariomycetes; Hypocreales; Bionectriaceae
Product: mitochondrial inner-membrane-bound regulator-domain-containing protein
Exons: 1
Coding region: 1-2655 (884 amino acids)
Source: RefSeq, a predicted model, not a curated record